AUGGUUCCAUUUUGGGAUUUUUUUUUCUUAUGGGACCCUCUUCUACAUUUCCCCCAAUGGUUCUUAUCUCACGACCAAACUACCUGGAACUCCAAAACUUCUGCAACCUGAGCAUCACACUAAACUUUGGCAGGUGAUCUUUCAAUAUAAGAAAACUGUUACAUUCAUCAAAACCCAAGAAGAUUGAAGCAGGGGAGGAUAUCAGGUAACGAUAAAAAAUGGGUUCUGUCUGGAAAGCUGAGUUUGAGUCACUUUGCAUUGGUAAAUUAUUCUCGGAAUUUCUGUUCAUCUUGCAUUUCAGUUCCAGCCUUUAACUGGGUUUCCUCUCCGGAAUUUUGCUGAAGAUGAUCUGUAAGGCCUGAGAUGCAGGGUACUGCUGGGAGGAUAGAAGUUGACCUCCAAACUAGCUCAUGUUCAAUGGAGAAGCAAGUUGGAAAGCUUGGUCAACAAGGUGUUGGAUGUUUGCGAUGUGUGCCAUCAUUAUUAAAACCAAUACUAGGAGAGUGCAUAGCUGCCUUUACUUGCAGCUCAUAUGUAUUAUAGUUUAAAAUCGUCUGUUUGCUUGGGGUCCAAGCCCACCAAUUCUAUAUCUUCUCUGAAACUUCUGCUUUGCCCAUCAGGGUUGGAGCUCUUUCCCUUCCUCUGUUCUGCGUUUACUCAAAAGGCUCUAGUCUUAAUUAUAUCUUAAAAAGUUGGUCAUCAAUCUCAACAAGCUCAAGGACAACGAGUCGGAGAAAUGACUGACAACAGCAACAUGGAAGGAAUUCAAGAUGACGUCAAGGAUCCAUAUUCUCCACCAAGAAAAAAGAUAAAGACCGAUGAUGAAGCCAGUGCAAGCAAAGAAAAUGCUGUGAACUUCUCUGGAUCCUUAGUUCCCACUGCACUCAAAUACAAGAUCCAUGCCCAUGAAGGUGGCUGCAGCUCCAUUUUAUUCCCAUUUAAUUCUCAAAAUUUGAUCAGUGGGGGAAAGGACAACACGGUAAAGAUAUGGGACACAAGCACUGGGGCACUUACCAGCCUUCUUCAAGGGUUCCAAGGCUCAGUUUAUGAUCUUGCCAUCAGCUCUGACAACAGCUUCCUUGCUGCAGCUCUCACAUCCCAAAAAUUGUGUGUAUGGGAAUUGAAUACUAGUAAAAUUCGCCAGACCCUCACAGGCCACAGCCAAAAGGUUUGUGCUGUGGAUGUGGGCAAGGUCCUUAGCCGCUAUAUAGUUAGUGCUGGGAGUGAUCAAAUGAUAAAAGUAUGGGACUUGCAGCAAGACUAUCCUGUCUGUUCUCGAUAUAUCUCCAGUGCUUGCAAUGCUAUAAGCUUUUCCUCGGAUGAAACCACAAUUUGUUCAGGCCAUGCCAAUGGAAAGGUCAUAUUCAGCAAAGUCAAUAGAUUUUGGAUGAAUCAUAGCAGUGAAGUUGAGGCUCAUACACAGUCUGUGACUUCAAUCUGCCCACUUCAAAAUGGGAGUCUCAUACUGAGCAGUGGAAGGGAUAAUUGGCACAAUUUGAUUGAUACCAGGACAAUGCAAAUCUGCAGUAAAUUCAGAACCAGGUGCAGCAGAGUGGCUUCUAAUUGGAGCCGGGUGUGUGUCAGUUCUGAUGAUAAUUAUGCAGUUGUGGGCUCAGCUGAUGGAUCAGUCUAUGUGUGGUCUAUGCAGAUGGGAAGAAUGGUGAAUGCUCUGAAGGGGCAUACUGCUCCUGUUCUCGCUUGUUCAUGGAGCGGUAUGGGGAUGCCCCUGGCCUCUACUGAUAGUGAUGGAACUAUUUGUAUUUGGUCUUGAGAUGAGAUUUUGGAAAGCAUUCAGAACAAAAAAACUGAAAGGAAAAAAAAAAUACAAAGAAUUGAAUUAAUGGUUAUUGCUUUUAUGCUUUGAACCCGGAUAAAUUAAGAUCAGACUGCAAUUCCUUCAAAAUUAUUUCUUCUGAAUUCCAGCAAAAUGUCAUCCCAGAACUGCCACUUAUCUUGAGUAGUGCCAUUUAGCCAUGAGAGCAUGGGGACAUGAGGAAUGUUCUUCAUGCCCAUGAUAGCAUUUUGUGUAUAUUUCAAUUUUCCUCUGAUAAUGGUUGAUUCUGAUAUCUCACAGCUGCACUACCUGGAACUUCAAAGCUCAAAGCAGUGGCCAUUCCCAUGGACGCUUCCCCUCAACUUCAGCUGCCUUAGCAUAUCAGCAUGAUCUUUUCACAAAUCAAAUGAUGUAUUUGACAUCAUCCUUGGUGCAAGUCAUUUUGCAUCUCUAAAUCACUCCUGUUUUCCUGCAUUUGAAUUCCAGAUUGUCAAAUGGAUUUAUCAACAGCGGGUUAACAGAAAGAACUUUUCUUCUCUCUGAAUGAUGCUCAAGAUGAUCUUUAGUGGUCAAAUUUCGAGGGUACAUGCCCUAUUAGGACCCAUGAUGCAGGGUACUCCAGAAAGCUUAAGUUGGUGCCAGAAGCUGACCUCCAAACUGGCCCCACAUUCAAUGAAGAAGCAACUUGGGAAGCUUGGUCAACAACGUGUUGCGGGUGUACACAAUAAUUAUUCAAACCAAUGGUGGAAGAGUGGAUAGCUGGCUUAUUUGCUUGGGGACCAAGUUUACCAUUUCUUCUUCUUCUUCUUCAAUAUCCUUUGAUUUGAUUCUUAGACCGAAAGGCAAGUGGCAACAGCAGCAUGGAAGGAAUUCAAGAUGAA
This is a messenger RNA of Vitis riparia (riverbank grape), 2655 nucleotides long. Its product is annotated as autophagy-related protein 16-like. Gene Ontology annotation, biological process: autophagosome assembly. Gene Ontology annotation, cellular component: autophagosome membrane. The transcript has 2 exons. Gene Ontology annotation, molecular function: protein binding. Bases 737 to 1771 code for a protein of 344 amino acids. The record is from RefSeq and is a predicted model, not a curated record. NCBI's taxonomy places the organism in Eukaryota, Viridiplantae, Streptophyta, Magnoliopsida, Vitales, Vitaceae.